Notodromas monacha is the source of this 1509-nucleotide messenger RNA. The record is from the annotation of a GenBank genome assembly. Lineage: Eukaryota; Metazoa; Arthropoda; Ostracoda; Podocopida; Cyprididae.
AUGGCUGCUGCUGCGACCCUUGGAAGCAUGGGGGCGUUUUUCGGCGGUUAUCCUUUCCAAGUCGAUCUGACGGGCUCGCCUACAGGCCAAGGCCGUGUCAACCAACUGGGCGGAGUGUUCAUCAACGGACGCCCGCUGCCGAAUCACAUCCGACUGAAAAUCGUGGAAAUGGCCGCCGCCGGGAUCCGCCCGUGUGUCAUCUCGCGACAGCUCCGAGUGUCGCACGGUUGUGUGUCCAAGAUACUGAAUCGGUACCAGGAAACCGGGUCCAUCCGACCGGGAGUGAUAGGCGGGUCCAAGCCGCGGGUGUCGACGCCCGAAGUCGAGGACAUGAUCGAAAAGUACCGCCAGGAGAAUCCCGGCAUCUUUUCCUGGGAAAUCCGGGAGAAACUCAUCAAGGAGGGGAUUUGCGACAGCGCGUCGGCGCCGAGCAUUAGUUCCAUCAGCCGCCUGCUGCGAGAGUCCAGCAGUGAAAGCAAGAAGAGUCCUGGAGACCACUCCAUACACAGCAUCCUGGGUGAGUUUUCAUUAUUCAAACAAUACCUAUCUGAUUCUGUUCCGGUUCAGGACAAAAUUAACCGAAGCCCGAGUCCAAGUGUGGUUCAGCAAUCGCCGAGCCCGACUGAGGAAUAUACGGAAAGUGAACCUGGCUUGACUCUGAAACGAAAGCAACGGAGGAGCAGAACAACAUUUUCCGCCGAACAAUUGGAGGAACUGGAGAAGUACUUUCAAAGAACCCAAUACCCAGAUGUUUACACGAGGGAAGAACUGGCUCAAAAGACAAAAUUAACCGAAGCCCGAGUCCAAGUGUGGUUCAGCAAUCGCCGAGCCCGACUGAGGAAACACCUGAACGUGCAGCAGCAACAGGCCGUCGCUGCCGCCACAAUGCUGUCGGCGGCAGCGUCGGCGUCACCGGCUAUCGCCGCCGCCGCGGCGUCCCAGCACUGCUCCCCUGGCAUGGGCCCCUCCGCCGCCGCUUUCCAGAGCCAGUUCACGGCUGGACUCACGGCCAUGCAGGCCAGUCACCACGCUGCCGCCGCCGCCGGGGCGGACUAUUCAUCUGCUGGCCUCAUGACCGGUGAGUCGAAUGACCCCUUUUUUUCUGACCUCAUCUGUAGUAAGUACAGAGGAGCAAUGGGAUGGGCUCAAGGAGCACAGGGGGGAUCCGCAGGAUAUCCGGGCUUGACUUCCUAUUCCCAUCACCAGUUCCAGCAUCAGCCCCAACAAGCCGCCGAAUUGACGCCGGCGCCGCCACAGAUGGAUAAACACGUGCCUGCGACGACGUCCUCGUCGACCAUCAACAGUGCCAAUGGAAGUUCAAACGCGACGCGAUCGCUGGAAACCGCAGGCAAAACAGCGGGCUCCAAGACCGAGCAAGAGUCCCAACAGCAACAACAACAACAGCAGCAGCAACAACAACAACAACACGGCCUCGUUCCGAGUGUGUCAUUGGCAAACAGUGUCGUUGAUCCGACAGUCAACACGAUGACCGCCUUGUCAGCUGCUGCU